This is a messenger RNA of Tribolium castaneum (red flour beetle), 2553 nucleotides long. RefSeq lists its product as uncharacterized. The transcript has 6 exons. The record is from RefSeq and is a predicted model, not a curated record. Gene Ontology annotation, cellular component: cytoplasm. Bases 390 to 2030 code for a protein of 546 amino acids. Gene Ontology annotation, molecular function: metal ion binding. NCBI's taxonomy places the organism in Eukaryota, Metazoa, Arthropoda, Insecta, Coleoptera, Tenebrionidae.
CAAUGUUUACCAACAUUCCAGCACAAUUAUCGCGUUUUUAUCGCAUUAAUAACGCAGUUUUAUCAAAAGCGGGCUCACUUGAGUUGAAAAAAAAGACGCUACAGUUGUUACGUACGCACAUUGUAAAUUUCUAAAAAAGUUUCAAAAAAUUGCAAUUGCGAUUUAUGGGUUGUUCCACGCGCACCCUGACCACCCCCAUUGUUUAAAAAAAUCGCCAAAACAGCAACAACGUCGACCUUUCCCAAACAUUCGCGCACAAGCGCAUUCCACCCCCACAGUCCACCCUUGCGAUCAAUAAACCGAGUGCGCUUUCCAGAACGUAGCGAUGUUUCGCGUUACCAAAAACCCGUGUGUUUAAUUUCCCCUAUUGUUUUAAACAUAAAACACUCAUGAAAGUCCAAGAAAUAAUCGAGGGCGGCAAUAACGCCAUGGAACAAGAAAUGGCGGGGGCGCAAGACACGAUCUACCUUUGCAAUUUUCGCGUAUCGGUCGAUGGCGAAUGGCUCUGUCUCAAAGAGCUCCAAGACGUCGAGUUCAACAUGCAGGACUCCAUCACUCAACCCCUUUCCACGCCAUCCCCGGACGUCCCCGUCCAACCUUUCGGUCGCGACCCCGUGGUCAUAGAACGCAGCAAUUUGGUCAACAUAAGCAAAUUAGUCGUCAAAGAACUGAUAGAGCAGAGUCUGAGGUAUGGACGAAUGCUGGAUUCGGACCACAUGCCUCUCCAACACUUCUUUAUAGUGCUAGAACACGUAUUAAGGCACGGGCUACGGCCUAAAAAGGGGCUUUUGGGGCCGAAAAAGGAACUUUGGGAUAUUCUACAAAUGGUGGAGAAAUACGCACCCGAAGCGCAGGAUAUUACGGCAAGCGUUCGCGAUUUACCGACUGUUAGGACGCACAUGGGGCGAGCCAGGGCCUGGCUACGACUGGCCCUCAUGCAGAAAAAACUCGCCGAUUAUUUAAAAGUCCUAAUUGAUCAUAAAGACGAGGCACUUGUUGAGUACUUCGAACCGGAUGCUUUGAUGUUGAGCGAUGAAGCCAUUGUGAUAAUCGGGCUUUUAGUCGGCUUGAAUGUCAUCGAUUGUAACUUGUGUGUUAAGGAAGAAGACCUAGAUUGUCCACAGGGUGUUAUAGAUUUUUCGUUAUAUCUGAGAUCCUCGAACCACGUCUCGAGCGACUCAAGUAACGAUGAACAAGGUGAUAAUAUGACAACGGUGCUAGAUCAGAAAAACUAUAUCGAGGAACUUAAUCGCCACCUCAACGCUACUGUCACAAAUUUACAAUCCAAAGUCGAAUCAUUGACCACAAUGAACGCACUGAUGAAGGAGGACCUAGCUAUUGCCAAAAAUAGUCUACUAGAUUUGUAUGAAGAGAACCGGCAGCUGAAGCAAGAAUUAGGCAGAGACGUGAGUGGCUAUUGUAUGAGUUCAAGCGGCGUCCAAAUCACAAACGUCGAGCCCGAAACCAACGGAAAAGCCGUAGUGACUGGCGAAGUCGACGAAUUAAAACAGCGACUGGACGAAGAACGGAAACUCCGCCAGGAAGCCGACAAGGAGCUCGAACUCCAGAUGUGUCUCAAGGCCGAGAUGGAGGUGGCGAUGAAGCUCCUCGAGAAGGACAUCCACGAGAAGCAGGACACCAUCGUGUCGCUCCGCCGGCAACUCGACGACAUCAAACUCAUCAACUUGGAGAUGUACAAGAAGUUGCAGGAAUGUGAGAUGGAAUUGACACAGAAAGGGGAAGUGGUGAGUCGUCUUCAAGCGAAGGCGGGCCAGAUCGGCAAAAUCCUCAAUAAUUUAGAAAAGUACAAUCACUUGUUAAAAGACGAUAAGAAAGUCGGCGACCGAAGAACGAGCGAAAAAAGACAAGCGGCAAAGUUGCAAAAUCGCGAAAAAGUCGCAAAGAACGUUGAGAAAAACGAGUCGGAGAGCGAAAAUAAAGAACCGACCACUUCGGAGUCGAUCGAUUCGUUUGUUAAUCUCGAGUUUGACGGUAAACAGGACGAGGAGGAGGCCAAAGCUACCACAUAAUCAUUUUAAGAUUUUGCUUGUCUGUGUAAUGUUUUAUUUGUUGAAAUAUCUGGAACGGGAGUUGCAGAUGUUUCGAUUAUUUUUAUUUAUUGAAAGAAAUUUGAAGACUGAGAUUGGGAUAAAAGUGUGACUUAUUUCAGGAAUGCGAAGCAUCUUUAAAGCAUAAGUCGGAACUUGUAACCAAGUUAGAGGCUAAGGCACAGUCAAUGACAGACACAAUGCAAACACUUGAACUUAAGUAGGUAUUGAUUUGCUUACUGUUUGGGUAGAUUUUGCUUUCAGUACUAGACUAAUUCAUACUUGUAACAAACAUUCUACAACAGUGUUGUACAAUGUCCUAAUUGUAAGACCUUUGUAUUGGAAAUGUUGGCAAACCUUCACUACAGCAGCUACUAGUAAACUUGUUUAUCAUGUUACCGUAGAAUAAUUGUAAGUGUUAUAUUCUUAUAAUUCUAUGUUAUCGCAAACAUCAGUUUAUACUUUAUGAACCGUUUCGCUUGUAAAAAUAAACCUAAUCAACCAA